Parathielavia appendiculata is the source of this 591-nucleotide messenger RNA. Its product is annotated as Thioesterase/thiol ester dehydrase-isomerase. The transcript has 8 exons. The record is from RefSeq and is a predicted model, not a curated record. Bases 1 to 591 code for a protein of 196 amino acids. Gene Ontology annotation, molecular function: fatty acyl-CoA hydrolase activity. NCBI's taxonomy places the organism in Eukaryota, Fungi, Ascomycota, Sordariomycetes, Sordariales, Chaetomiaceae.
AUGGCAGCAAGCUCGGGCACCAAGCUCACACCCUUGAGAUUUGUUCGAUCGGUUUUGGCGUCAUUCAUGGCCGAGUCUGGACUGGAGCCUCGACUUUUUGGACAGCAUCUCCGCAUCAUCAAUGCCCACAUGGGCAUCGUAGACUUUGAGCUGCGCAUCACGGCGGACCACACGAACCGGCUAAAGAUCCUCCACGGCGGCACAAUCGCCAGCCUCGUUGAUCUCGGCGGAUCACUCGCCGUCGCCGCCAAGGGGUACUAUGCUACCGGAGUCUCGACAGACCUGAACGUCACAUACCUGAGCAGCGGCGGCAAGGAAGGAGAUAAGCUCCGAGGAACUGCCGUCUGCGAGAAGAUCGGCAAGACGCUCGCCUUCACACAGGUAACCUUCUGGGACAAGGAGCGGAAUCUGGUUGCCAGGGGAAGCCAUACCAAGUUUGUCGCUCUAGCCGUUGCCGGCAGCGAACCAUUUACUAUCCCGGAGGGAGCAAAGAUUGCACCGGACAGGAAGCCAAGUCGAAUUCGCAACAAAGAGAAGUUUAUCGCCAUCCAGGCUCAAUCACAGAACAAAAGCCAGGAAAUUCCAGAGUAA